AUGGAAAUCGAAGACGAAGUCGAAGAGGUGCCAGAAAGCAUACCGGAACCGCAGAAGCCCGCAUCGCGACGCGCCCAGCAAACCUCGAGCACAGCACGACAAACAUCGGCUAGCCUCAGACGAGCAGGAAGCGUGUCGGACACAGAGCGCGACCCAAUAUUGAGGCGCAAGGUUGGCGAUCUCUCCAAGAAGCUUGAGGCUAUGACGGUCAGGUAUGAGAACCUUAAGGAGGCAGCUACGUCAGGGAAAGAGUCCAACUUCGACACGCUCAAGAGGAAGACGGAGCAGACAAUCAAAGGUCAAGAUGCCGUAAUCAAGGCGCUCAAACAACAGAUCACCGAAAUGCAGUCACGGACCGCCGAGAUUACCGCUUUGAGGAAAGACCUCGCGAAGGCUGAGAAAGAGAACGCUCGCCUUGCGGCAGAAAACCUCAAGACGAGCGAGUCCCUUGCUGCAGCACAUAAGGAGAAGGAGACGCUGUCGACGAAGCUUGCAGCCGCACGGUCUACAGUACAACCUGAGGCCAAGAACGUGCCUGGCAGUGCUGUCAAGGCACGUUCAACAGGCGUUGUGCUUCCAGGUCAAAUGGAAGCCGCCAAGAAAGCACAAUUCCAAGAUCAGAAAGUGGAACUCUACAGCGACCUAACCAACCUCUUAGUCAUGGGCGUGAAGAAGAACGAGGAAGGCGACGACGUAUACGAUUGCAUACAGACCGGUCGCAAUGGAACACUCCAUUUUCAAUUAACCGUCAUGACCGAUGGCGAUUCGUACCAAGAACAUGAAUUUGUCUACCAACCCCUGUUGAACGAGCAGCGCGACAGAGAACUCAUCGACCUACUACCAGACUACCUCACGGAGGAAAUCAGUUUUCCCCGCGCACAAGCACCAAAGUUCUACACAAAGGUCGUAGAUUCCAUGUCGAAGAGGUUCAUUUUGGAGGACGAUUAG
Paraphaeosphaeria sporulosa is the source of this 948-nucleotide messenger RNA. RefSeq lists its product as uncharacterized. Bases 1 to 948 code for a protein of 315 amino acids. NCBI's taxonomy places the organism in Eukaryota, Fungi, Ascomycota, Dothideomycetes, Pleosporales, Didymosphaeriaceae. The record is from RefSeq and is a predicted model, not a curated record. Gene Ontology annotation, biological process: meiotic sister chromatid segregation; homologous chromosome segregation; attachment of mitotic spindle microtubules to kinetochore. Gene Ontology annotation, cellular component: nucleolus; monopolin complex; mitotic spindle. The transcript has 3 exons. Gene Ontology annotation, molecular function: microtubule site clamp; protein binding.